AUGGAUAUUUUCAAGUUGAUCAUUUACAAAAAAAAAAGUUUUGUUUCAAAUAUUCGUGCACAACAAUGGUAUAAUGGUGAUAGUCCUCGAAAUUUAAGUGGUUUUAUUAAUGAUAAAACUAAUCGAUUGAUUGGUUGGCCAAUAAUGAGACAAUUACGUGUUAAAUCGAAUUUAUGUUCUUAUCAGAAACUACGUUCAAUCUGUAUAAAUGAUUAUAGUUUAUUAAAUGAAGAAAAAAAUUCAUUUGGAUUAGCAUGGACAAAUGAAACAACAACAGAAGAAUCUAGUUCAUCAAUAAUUGAAUCAUUUCAAUAUAAAUCAAGUGAAGAAUUAGAUACAUAUGUUUAUAUUGGUGAUCAUGGAACUUAUAGUGGAAAUGGUUAUGUUUAUGAGUUUCGAGGUCGUUUAAUUGAUCUUCAAAGUAAUUUAUCUAAACUUCAUCAAUUAAGAUGGAUUGAUAAUCAAACACGAGCUGUGAUUAUUCAAUUCAGUUUAUAUAAUCCAAAUGUUGAAUUAUUUAUCGCAGUUACAUUUAUUAUGGAGUUUUUAUCAACAGGUGGAGUUUAUCCAUCAGCUCGGUUUGAACCAAUGACUUUUUACACAUUUACAUUACAAUUUCAAUUGAUCUGUAUGAUAUUCUAUAUGAUCUUGAUUAUUUAUUUCAUGUGGAUGGAAAUUCAAUCAUUAUUUUCGUUGAAAUGGUCGUAUUUUCAACAGUUUUGGUCUUAUGUUGAAGUUGGUAUAAUUGUAUGUUCAUGGUCAAGUGUUGGAAUUUAUAUUUGGCGAUACAGAGAAUACCAACGAAUUAGUUCAUUAUUUGAACAAACAAAUGGAUAUGUUUAUAUUAAUUUACAAUUUGCUACUUAUAUCAAUGAUAUAUUAACAUUUUUCUAUGGUUUUAUUUGUUUUUUUGGAACAAUUAAAUUACUUCGUCCUUGUCGAUUUAAUCAACGUCUUAUGUUAUUUAGUGAAACACUUAAAUAUGCUGGAAAAGAAUUGAUUUCAUUUUCUAUGAUGUUUUCAAUUAUAUUUUUGUCAUUUAUUUGUUUAUUUUAUUUCUUAUUUGCUUCGAAGAUUUGGGAUUGUUCAAGUUUAUUACAAACAGCACAAAUGUUAUUUCAAAUGACAUUAUUAAAAUUUGAUGCAGCGGAAUUAACUGGAGCUGCAGCAUUUUUGGGUCCAUUUUCUUUUAGUUUAUUUAUUCUUUUGGUUAUUUUUAUCUGUUUAUCAAUGUUUUUAUCGAUUAUUAAUGAUAGUUUUCGACGUGCUCGUGAUGAUAUGAAGAUUAAAAAUAGUGAAGAAAUAUUUUCAUUUAUGUUCAAUAGAUUUCAACGAUGGACAGGCUGGAAAAAAGCAAGUGAAGAAGAAAUUUAUCAACAACGAGAUGCUUUGAAGCGUUACGAAUAUUUUGAUCCGAGUGAACGUUUUCCUGACAGAAUUGAUCAAUUACUUGAAGCAAUCGAUCGAAUUUAUAUGAAUCAAAAAGCUGAAUUAACAAGAGUACAGGAAACUAACAUUUAA
Messenger RNA from Adineta ricciae, 1521 nucleotides. The record is from the annotation of a GenBank genome assembly. Lineage: Eukaryota; Metazoa; Rotifera; Eurotatoria; Adinetida; Adinetidae.